AUGGGCGGCUAUAUUUCAAAGUUCUCGGGGUUAAUUUGGGCGAAGAAGGAGACUAGGAUACUGAUUCUUGGGCUUGAUAACGCUGGCAAGACAACACUGUUGUACAGACUGAAGAUUGGCGAAGUAGUUACGACAAUACCAACAAUAGGGUUCAAUGUCGAAUCGGUGACAUACAAGAAUCUCAACUUCAAUGUUUGGGAUCUUGGAGGCCAGACUUCGAUUCGUCCAUACUGGCGUUGCUACUACGCCAACACAGCCGCUGUAAUAUUCGUCAUUGAUAGCACCGAUAUCGAUCGUUUGUCAACCGCCUCGGAGGAACUGUCUGCCAUGCUGAACGAAGAGGAACUACGAGACGCCGCCCUGCUCGUCUUCGCGAACAAACAAGAUCAACCUGGCGCAAAGGGUGCUGGCGAGAUUAGCGAGGCAUUGAGGCUAGGCGAACUGAAGGAUCGCAACUGGAGUAUUGUUGCAUGUAGUGCGGUCGAUGGUCGUGGUGUGGACGAGGGCAUGGAUUGGCUUGUGUCGAAUGUGAACAAUGAUAACUAG
Messenger RNA from Ascochyta rabiei, 546 nucleotides. RefSeq names its product Arf GTPase arl1. The record is from RefSeq and is a predicted model, not a curated record. The transcript is spliced from 5 exons. Gene Ontology annotation, cellular component: cytoplasm; Golgi apparatus. Bases 1 to 546 code for a protein of 181 amino acids. Gene Ontology annotation, biological process: vesicle-mediated transport; intracellular protein transport. NCBI's taxonomy places the organism in Eukaryota, Fungi, Ascomycota, Dothideomycetes, Pleosporales, Didymellaceae. Gene Ontology annotation, molecular function: GTPase activity; GTP binding.